Messenger RNA from Athalia rosae (coleseed sawfly), 931 nucleotides. Its product is annotated as cyclin-dependent kinase inhibitor 1C-like. The transcript has 3 exons. The record is from RefSeq and is a predicted model, not a curated record. Lineage: Eukaryota; Metazoa; Arthropoda; Insecta; Hymenoptera; Athaliidae. The coding region runs from base 544 to 900 and encodes 118 amino acids.
GAACCUUUAAAAAUUCAUAUCUCUAAAAGUAUUAACUUGAUCGUGUAAAGCUAUAGGACCUUUAUUAAUUGUAUCUUAACAAAGAAUACAAAAAAAAUUUGUCCGGUUGAAAAAUAACAAUUCCUUGCAAUUUUUCAAACAAUUUCGGUUUAAACAAUAUGGCACGGGGUUGCCCCCUCGCAACAUGCAUUUAUAUUAUCAGUAGGGUAAUUUGAAGAGAAUCGCAUAAAAAAAUUGAGGUGGAAUAGUUUUUGGUACUCAUGCGCCGUUUCCUCCUGGACUAUUUUCCAAAAAAGAGAAAUGUGGUCGCGAUACGCGGUAAAGCUCGCGCAUGCACAGAAUUGAAAUCGGCCGAAAUUGACGCCUCAUAGUGGUACGUGGUACCAACUGUAUUUUCGCCUGGGUCAUUCUGGCGAAUGACGCUACAGUUUCGCGAAGGGGCGGCGUCAAAUAUUGAGUUGGUAGCACUGAAGCGAAUUCGCAUCGCGCAGCCGACGCCGUAUAACACCAACCGAUUUCGUUAUUGUUGAACGAACUGCGAAGAUGAGAGAUUCAAACGAACAUGACAACGGUCGCAGCUACGCCGAGGUGGUGGCCCCACCCGGCGUAGUAGUGCCAGAGGCAGCGCCGCCACCCGCGGCAACGCAGCCACCCGCCGCACCAAACAUGGCGAAGAUUGUGGAGGAGUUAGCCGCGCUGAGGGCUGCGGUGGCAACCCUCACUCAAAUAUUGAGGCCUCCACCGCAGCCCCAGCAGGCACCGGCACCAGCACCGGCACCAGCACCGGCACCAGCACCGGCGCCAGCGGCGGCACCAGCGGCGGGGCAGCGCCGCAAUAAAAAAAGAAGGAGGGGGUGCCGAGGGGGCGGUUGGUCGGUUGUCCAAUACUAUUACCGAUAAUCAUUAAAAGAAUGAAAAUAUAAAUAUUGCU